Messenger RNA from Aedes albopictus (Asian tiger mosquito), 4182 nucleotides. RefSeq lists its product as uncharacterized. Bases 1 to 4182 code for a protein of 1393 amino acids. Gene Ontology annotation, biological process: DNA integration. The transcript has a single exon. Lineage: Eukaryota; Metazoa; Arthropoda; Insecta; Diptera; Culicidae. The record is from RefSeq and is a predicted model, not a curated record. Gene Ontology annotation, molecular function: nucleic acid binding; zinc ion binding.
AUGGCGAAUCCCGGUGGAAUUCCGGCUGGCGGUGCUGGUGCUGCUGCGGGGGCUGCUGGAGCUCCGGCUGUUCUUCCCCCACCGACGUUCGCGAUAGAAUCGUUCGACAAACGUAAGUUAAAAUGGAUGCGCUGGGUGGAACGUCUUGAGACCGCUUUCCACAUCUACGGAGUAGCGGAUGAGCAGAUGAAAAAGCACUUUCUUCUGCAUUACAUGGGGUCCGAAACCUAUGAUGUCAUCUGCGACAAGGUUGCCCCGGAUUCCCCCCGCACGAAGACGUACCAGGACAUCGUUGCAACGUUGAACGACUUCUUCAGUCCCCAGCCACUGGAGAUCAGCGAAAAUUUUCGCUUCAAGUGUCGCCGCCAGGGCGAUAAAGAUGCGGCAUCCGCCGACGAAAUGGUGGACGAGUACCUAGUGGCCCUGCGGAGGAUUGCUGUUACGUGCAAUUUCGGCGCGUAUCUCGACACGGCAUUGCGAAACCAGCUAGUGUUCGGGAUCAAGCGCAAUGAUAUUCGGAGCCGGCUACUGGAAAAGCGACAACUUACGCUGCAGGAUGCUCGCGAAAUUGCCGUGAGCAUGGAGCUUUCACGGAAGGGGGGCGCCGAGAUCGAAGGUGGCUCGUGCAGGCAGGAGGUACAUGCAGUGCAUCAUCCAGCAGGUAAAAAAGAAAAACAAAGUGCCAAGAAGAUGCCGCAUGUAAACAAAAGUGCGGGUAAAAGUGCAAGCGAUGGAUGUUGCUUUCGUUGCGGCGACAAAUCGCACUUCGCGAAUGCGUGCAAACAUAAACAAACUGUGUGCUCGUACUGUAAAUUGACCGGACAUCUCGCGAAGGUUUGCUUGAAGAAAUCGGCCGCGGCGAAGUCUGAUUCGCGAUCAACGAACAAAUCUAAUCCGGUGCAAACGAACUACGUGGACCAAACCGGCAGCAGUCAAUGCGCCGAGAGUGUAGAAGUGCGUGAAGUUUGCACGGUCGAAUCGUCGUCGCGUUGCAAAAAGUUUCUGCUGGAUGUUUCCGUGAAUGACAAGUGCGUAAGGUUCGAGGUUGAUACGGGUUCGCCGGUCAGUAUCAUCAGUGCGGAAGACAAGAACAGACUCUUUCCGGCCGCGCGGUUGCGUAAGUGCGAUACGGACUUGGUUAGCUACUGCAAUACCAGCAUCGAUGUGCUUGGUAUCCUCGACGCGAGUGUUGAAUUCGGUGGUAACGGGAUGAAAUUACCGUUGUACGUGGUGAAUUCCGGGAAGCAUCCGUUACUCGGUCGCGAGUGGCUGAAAGUGAUGUCAGUGGAUUGGAAUUGCGUGUUCCAAGGACCGAGUGUUGUUAAUACGAUUGCUGCUACUGCUUCCCCGGGCCGCGAUGCCGCUUUAAAGGCGUUGCUCGAGAGGUAUCCGAAGGUAUUCGACUCCUCGAUCGGAAGGAUUUCCAACGUUCAAGCUAACCUACCACUGAAGAAGAAUGCGCGACCGGUGUUUCUGAAGGCACGGAAAAUACCAUUCAGCAUGGUGAAGACAGUUGAGGACGAGCUGGAAAAGCUAGUUGCUGAAGGCGUACUGACGAAAGUUAACUCCAGUAACUGGGCAACACCGAUUGUUCCCGUUAAGAAGCCGCAGAACCGGGUGAGGAUUUGCGGAGACUACAAGCAGACCGUGAACCCAAACCUUGUGGUGGACAAGCAUCCACUGCCUACCGUGGACGAACUGUUCGCGUCGCUGGCUGGAGGAAAGAAGUUCAGCAAGAUUGAUCUCGUCCAAGCGUACCUGCAACUCGAAGUGGCACCAGAAGAUCGGGAACUGCUCACGCUGUCUACACAUCGCGGUCUCUAUCGUCCGAACAGACUGAUGUACGGUGUCGCAUCAGCCCCAGCAAUCUGGCAGCGACAAAUGGAAGUCAUUUUGCAAGGAAUAGAAGGGGUAAGUGUUUUCUUGGACGAUAUUAAAAUAACGGGUGAGAAUGAUGAAGUACACUUGCGUCGACUGGAGGAGGUACUUCGGCGUCUUAAUGAAUGCGGAAUACGAGUCAACAAGGAGAAGUGCGAAUUCUUUGUGGACAACAUUGAGUACUGCGGAUACUCGAUUGAUAAGGACGGCAUCCACAAGAUUCAACAGAAGGUACAAGCGAUCCAGGACAUGCCCAGACCGAAGGACGUUGAUGAGGUUCGGUCGUUCGUCGGAUUUGUUAACUAUUACGGACGGUUCUUCCAGAACCUGAGCACGGUGCUGUAUCCUCUGAACAACUUGCUUAAAAGCGACGUGCCGUUCAGAUGGACCAAGCAAUGCGAGGAUUCCUUUAGGAAGGUGAAGGAAUUAGUGCAAUCCGACGACUGCCUCGCCCAUUAUUCACCCGAGUUACCUCUUCUGCUUGCAACGGACGCUUCGCCCUACGGAGUAGGGGCGGUACUAAGCCACGUGUAUCCGGACGGUACUGAACGUCCAAUUCAGUUCGCGUCCCAAACUCUCAGUCGAGUGCAGCAGAAGUACAUGCAGGUGGACAAGGAGGCGUAUGCUGUCAUAUUUGGAGUGAAGAAAUUCUUCCAAUACCUCUACGGCCGAAGAUUCACCCUGCUUACCGACAACCAGGCUAUCUCAAAGAUCUUCGGGGAGCACAAAGGGUUGCCGGUCAUGUCUGCGUUACGGAUGCAACACUACGCUACGUAUUUGCAAAGCUUCGAUUAUGAAAUCCGGUUCCGCAAAUCUGCCAACCACGCGAAUGCUGAUGCCAUGUCGAGAUUUCCGCUGAAUAUUUCUGAUCCUGAGAACGAGAUUGAAGAAUCUGAUGCUGUGGAGCUGAGUCAAAUCGACACUCUACCGUUGACGGCUGCUGAGUUGGGCCAAGUUACUGCUGAGGAUCAUACAGUGCAGAAAUUAAUCCAAGGAAUCAAGCACGGUCAGUCGGUGGAAGCGAAGGAUCGUUUCGGUGUGGAACAACACGAGUUCUCCCUUCAAAAAGGAUGCUUGCUUCGAGGAAUUCGAGUGUACGUGCCUGUCCCUCUCCAGAAACGCGUUCUGGAGGAAUUGCAUUCUACUCACUUUGGAACAACCCGUACGAAGUCGCUGGCAAGAGGAUACUGCUGGUGGCCUGGUUUGGACCGGGAUAUAGAGGAUAUGGUAGCCAACUGUGCCGACUGCCAGUCGGUACGUGCCGAGCCGGCGAAGAUGAACCUUCAUUGCUGGGAAACACCAACAGCCCCUUUUCAGAGGGUUCAUGUCGACUUUGCUGGUCCCUAUUUGGAUACCUACUUCUUCAUCUACGUGGACGCUUACAGCAAGUGGCCAGAGGUCCAGAUAUGCAGGUCCAUCACGGCCGAAAGUACCGUCAAAAUGUGUCGCGAGAUCUUCAGCAAGUUUGGCAUUCCCUCAGUUCUGGUGAGCGACCAUGGCGUCCAAUUUACAUCGGAGGGUUUUCAACAGUUCCUGAAGACAAACGGUGUAGUGCACAAGAUGGGUGCUCCGUACCAUCCAGCAACGAAUGGCCAAGCGGAGCGGUACGUUCAAACCAUCAAACAGAAGUUGAAGGCGUUAAAGUGCACCAAGUCUCAGCUGAACCUGGAGUUGUGUAACAUCCUGCUCACAUACCGCAAAAUGAUUCACCCGUCAACAGGAAAGUCACCAUCAAUGCUCGUGUUCGGUCGACAGAUUCGAUCGAGGCUCGACCUGCUACUACCGAAAAACGAAACUUCAAGCAAGGCGGACAUUGUCGUGCGCCAAUUCCUGGAUGGUGACAGAGUUCGUGUUCGAGAUUUCCUGUCCAAAGAUAAGUGGAAGUUUGGAAGAAUAGCCGAGAAGCUGGGUAAGCUGCGGUAUGCUGUACGUCUCGACGAUGGGCGAAUCUGGGAGCGCCACAUUGAUCACAUAGUCGGUGUGGGCGCCGAUCUACAAGACGUUUCGGUGGACACUCCAAGGGAGGAGGAGUUCAUUGAACGGUACGAGCCAACCAUAUCCGCUGUUCCUGCAGUGUAUCCUGCUGCGACUGCAGCGGUUCCCGCUGCCGCUAUUCCAGAAGGAGAGGCUGCUGGUAGGACACCGGUGGUUUCCAAACGUAAUGCGGUCACGACGUCUACGCUUCCUUCCAGCCCGGAGCGUUCGACGUCCACCAAGGAUAGUCGAUCAGCCGUUUUGGAGUCUACGACACCGCUACGACGAUCAUCUCGCAUUAUUAAACCUCCCCAUAGAUUGAAUUUGUAG